AUGUCAGAUUUCACUCUCCUCGUUAUCUACACCCCUCUACCAUUCACAGUAUUUGAUGACCCUGCUCUACUAAGUCUUAUUCUACAAUCAAGUACCAGCUACUCAACGAUGUCUUCCAGUUCUUAUUCGCAAAAAGUUCUCUCUAAAGGAUCUCAACUGGUCAGCGCGGGGCUGGAGGGCGCCAAAGGCACAGUUGCUUACGGAAUGCCUGUUCUAGAAAAAACCGCAAACUUCACAGCUCAGACAGUCAGCUGGGGAAUCGAAAAUCCGGUUCUAUUCACAUGCGCGACUGUUGGUACAACUGGUGCGCUUGUUUUCGCUGCCCCUGCCCUGGUAUCGGCCCCGGUUCUAUCGACCAUGGGAUUUACAGCAUCUGGUAUCAAAGCAGGUUCUAUGGCUGCAGCUGCUCACAGCUCCAUUGGGAACAUCGCAGCUGGUAGUGCGAUGGCUAUAGGACAGAGUGCUGGCGCUGGUGGUAGUGGCCUGGCCAUCGUCAACGGGGCCGCACAGAUGGGGGGUGCUGCGAUGGCCGUCGGAAGUGCUGGGUUUGCAUGGCUCAAGGCCAAACUGUAA
Penicillium nucicola is the source of this 573-nucleotide messenger RNA. RefSeq lists its product as uncharacterized. The coding region runs from base 1 to 573 and encodes 190 amino acids. Gene Ontology annotation, cellular component: membrane. The transcript has 3 exons. Lineage: Eukaryota; Fungi; Ascomycota; Eurotiomycetes; Eurotiales; Aspergillaceae. The record is from RefSeq and is a predicted model, not a curated record.